Coniophora puteana RWD-64-598 SS2 is the source of this 348-nucleotide messenger RNA. RefSeq lists its product as uncharacterized. The record is from RefSeq and is a predicted model, not a curated record. The transcript is spliced from 6 exons. Bases 1 to 348 code for a protein of 115 amino acids. NCBI's taxonomy places the organism in Eukaryota, Fungi, Basidiomycota, Agaricomycetes, Boletales, Coniophoraceae.
AUGUCUUCAAAUUCUACCUUACAAUCUGCUACAUUACAGCUCGAGGAAGACGUACUUGACCAGCUCUUAAUGAGCUACUUCACUGGAGCCGUCUCAAUCACAGCAACGUUCUAUGACUGGUUACUGAAUAUCCCCGCCGAGACUACAGGGACUUACUGGAGUGAAAUGCGUCUGGCACUGGUGCAUGAUUCCGAAGGUUCAACUCAUUUGGUUCAAAAAGCUGGGGCUAACAAGCUUUCUGUAUUUAGCUCCCAUUGUUCUGAUAACCCGCUUAGACUUGAAGCCAGUGAGAAAGCUAAUUUCUCUUCCGAUAUGGACCUCACCGACAAAUACAGUUUCGGGAUAUAG